CACAGCGCGGGCAACCGAAAAGGUCUAUAUUUUCAUCCCCACACCAUCGCCAGCAGCAGUCAGUUAGCAGCGAAAACAAAAGCAAUCGCAGACACCGGGACACCAUGGCGGCCCAGACAAUCCUUUUUGAUUUCACCCUGGACAAGGACAAAACUGGCGAUGAGAAGCAGCGGCAGGACGUUGCGAAGAUCCUGCGGAACGAGUUGGAGCACAUCUUCCCGCAGCUGGAGCUGGCCUACUGCAUGGAAUCUCCGGAGAACGGGUACUUUGCGGUGCUGCACGAGAACAAGGACACCGUGAUCACCGUUAGGAUCUUCCAGCACGGCCUUCUGACGCUCAACGUGGAGUACUUCCUGCCGGAGGGCAAGGAGCCGGUCCUGUCAUUCGAAACCAUGCGCACAAUGGAACUGAUUCUGCGGCAAAAGUUCGAUUCCGAUCGGUCCAAGUACCUGCCCCCGAUAAAGCGCGGCGGAUACAUUGACAAUUACAUGACUAGCACAGAUGAGCGCAUCAUCGAGUACGACAUCGACAAGGUGGUCUACGAGGCGCGCUCGCCCUUCCAGAAGAUCCAGAUCAUGCACUCCAAGACACUGGGCAACAUGCUCCUGCUCGACGAGCUGCAAAACAUUGCUGAAUCCGACUUGAUCUACACGGAGACACUCAUGUGUCGUGGCGCGGAGAACUACGAGGGCAAGGAGAUCUGCAUCCUGGGCGGAGGCGAUGGCGCCCUGCUGUACGAGCUGCUCAAGGAGAACCCCAAGCACGUGGUCAUGCUGGAGAUCGACGAGCUGGUCAUGCAGGCCUGCAACAAGUACCUCAGCGUGAUCUGCGGCGAUGUGCUGGAGAAGCGGAAGACCGACCAGUACGAGAUUAUAGUGGGCGACUGCGUCGACUACUUGAAGAAGUUCAUCGCCGAGGGCCGGAAGUUCGACUAUGUGUUCGGGGACCUGACCGACAUACCCAUCACGGACACUCCCGAGGGAGAGACCUGGGACUUCAUUCGCACCAUCUUCGAGCACUCGUUCCAGGUGCUGAAGCCGGACGGCAAGUAUCUGACCCACGGAAACGGGUCCACCUGCACUGUGGGCCUGCGCCUGUUCGAGGAGCAGUUGGAACUGCUGCGCCCCAAGGUCAAGUUCACCACCACCAAGGCCUUUGUGCCGUCGUUCAUGGAAGAGUGGCUCUUCUAUCAAGUGACCUUCGCCUGACCAGCUCAAGGAGGUUCCCCAGCAGCAGCACCAGCAGAAGCUACUUCCAGCCACACACCAGCAUCACACAUCAUCAGCCCACUCCCGCUGCACUCCUACACAGUUACUCUACACGGAGCGGCGGCGGAAGUCGGGGGAAAGGAUAGGGAUAAGGAGAACAAGGAGAAGGAGAAAAAGGAGGAGGAAAACGAAAAGGAGCCUACGAAGCCACGGCGAAGGCGUCGCCAAAAGCGGGUGCACUAUCACCACGCCCUGGUUUCGUAGUCGAGUCGUAGAGAGCACAAGCUGAGAAGCGAUCGCCACCAUCGAAAUCAUCACCCAAAAAGCUAACAAAAUGAAACAAGGAAACACGCACUUCCAAUGGCUGUUACUUACAAUUGAAAACCAAACCAAAUAUUGAACCCAAUUCGUUUACGCUUAAGUUAGGCUUUAGUUCCGUUUCUCGUCCACUCUAAACUGAUUUCUAUGAUAAAUUAAGUAAAAAGUAAAACCCUCGUUGCGCCGGGACAGGCCGAAUAAAUCUUAUGUACCGUGUUUUGUUUGAAUUAAGCCUAAGCUUAGAAUGUUGGCACCUACUUGUAGUAUUUUCGUAUAACGUGUAUAUCUACUAUCUAUCUGUAUAUGUAGGGCGUAUGUUUAGUUACCAUUAACGGAAGAAAUUGUAUCGGAAGGCUCGCCGGAGAAGGUGUGGAUGAGGGUGUGAGGCUAGCAGUGGUAGCAGUGAACACCAACUUUUAAUGCUGUAAUAAUGAUUAAUACCAAACAUUUUAAAGAAGAGUACUUAAAAAGUAAUAAAUAGUCUUAUGCAGAA
Messenger RNA from Drosophila ananassae, 2019 nucleotides. It is a transcript of the gene Sms, whose product is annotated as spermine synthase. Gene Ontology annotation, molecular function: spermine synthase activity. Gene Ontology annotation, biological process: spermine biosynthetic process. The transcript has 4 exons. The record is from RefSeq and is a predicted model, not a curated record. The coding region runs from base 105 to 1208 and encodes 367 amino acids. NCBI's taxonomy places the organism in Eukaryota, Metazoa, Arthropoda, Insecta, Diptera, Drosophilidae.